Messenger RNA from Uloborus diversus, 5198 nucleotides. RefSeq names its product ethanolamine-phosphate cytidylyltransferase-like (gene Pect). Gene Ontology annotation, biological process: phosphatidylethanolamine biosynthetic process. Gene Ontology annotation, cellular component: cytoplasm. The record is from RefSeq and is a predicted model, not a curated record. The transcript is spliced from 16 exons. The coding region runs from base 20 to 1168 and encodes 382 amino acids. Gene Ontology annotation, molecular function: ethanolamine-phosphate cytidylyltransferase activity. NCBI's taxonomy places the organism in Eukaryota, Metazoa, Arthropoda, Arachnida, Araneae, Uloboridae.
AGCGAAGUGCUGAGCCAAGAUGAAUGCAACUGAUAUUAAGAUGAACGGUUGCGUUCAGAAUAAUUUAUCAGAAUUCAGAAAUCACGACGGAAAUCCAGAAAUGAUUCGAGUGUGGUGUGAUGGAUGCUAUGACAUGGUCCAUUUUGGUCAUGCAAAUCAGUUAAGACAGGCGAAAGCAAUGGGUGAUUACCUAAUUGUCGGUGUUCAUACUGAUGAGGAAAUAACCAGACACAAAGGACCACCUGUUUUCACCGAGCAAGAACGAUACAAAAUGGUUAGAGCUGUGAAAUGGGUUGAUGAAGUUGUUGAAGGCGCACCCUACAUUACCACAAUUGACACACUUGACAAAUAUAAUUGUGAUUUUUGUGUUCAUGCAGAUGACAUAACUCUUGAUGCUGAUGGUCAAGACACAUAUCGAUAUGUGAAAGCUGCAGGUAGAUAUAAGGAGUGCCAAAGAACUGCUGGAAUUUCUACAACUGAUCUUGUUGGAAGAAUGCUUUUACUUACCAAGCAACAUCAUAACAGAGGGGAAAAGGAAUAUGGUAUUGACAAAGAACAUGCAGGAAAUAUAAGUAGAGAUUCAAGUACCCACAGUCCAUGGACAGGAAUAUCUCAGUUUUUACCAACAACUCAAAAAAUAAUUCAGUUCUCAGAAGGAAAAGAACCAAAACCUGGAGACAAAAUUGUUUAUGUUGCUGGUGCUUUUGACUUGUUUCAUGUAGGUCAUGUUGAUUUCUUGGAAAAAGCCAAAGCAGAAGGAGAUUAUGUUAUUGUUGGCUUGCAUACUGACCCGAUAGUCAAUCGCUAUAAAGGCAGUAAUUACCCAAUUAUGAAUCUGCAUGAAAGAGUCCUUAGUGUUCUUGCAUGUAAAUAUGUAAAUGAGGUUGUUAUUGGUGCACCUUAUGAAGUUACUGCCGAUUUAAUGAAUCACUUUAAAGUGGACAUUGUUUGUCAUGGGCAAACUCCCAUUGUGGAAGAUAUCAAUGGUCUUGAUCCUUAUCAUGAGGCUAAAGUACAAGGUAAAUUCAAAAGAUUAGAUAGUUCUAAUGAAGUAACAACUCAAAAGAUUGUAGAGAGAAUAAUUCAACAAAGGCUGGAAUAUGAAAAACGCAAUCGUUUAAAAGAAGAAAAAGAAAUUGCUGUGCUUGAUGCCUUAAAAAGAUUGUAACUUGUUUAACUGCUACAAUUCAAAAAGCUUAUUAAUCCUAAAUAUGUAUUGUUUGUUACAUAUAGAUAAUUUAUAUAAUAUAUUAAGCAAAAGUAUUUAAAUUAUGUGUUAUUUAGGAUAUUUUUUUAAGUGUUUCUUAUCUUCCACAUGUGACUGUGUAUUAUCCCCACAUUUCACUUGUAAUGCAGUUUAUUUAUUUAUUUUAUUAUUUCUAUUUUUGGUUUGCUGUGAAUAUUUGAACUACUAUAUUAAGAUAAUGAGAUGCAAUUUCUUGUUCUAAAUUGCUCAAGUCUUACUAUCACACAGUUUUAUAACGUUAAAUAUCACAGUUUUUUAUUGAGUAAACUUUUAAAAUGGUUUGCAUUUAUGUUAAACUUUUGAAACUUCUAAAAAAAUGUUUAAAUUUAAAAAUAAUUUCAGUGUUAUUUUUGUAGUCAUGUUUACUUAAAACUCAUUUUAAUUAAGCAUUAUGAGUUAUGUAUCCAAAAAAAAGGGCUAUAAAAUAACUGCUAUUUUUAUAGUACUUGAAAAAGUAUUCAACUUUUUUUUUCAUUUGUACUGUUUUUGUAAAAAUACAAAACUGCCGUUUAUUAUGAAGAAUUUUAAUAAUGAGUGUUUUACUUUUAUAAUUUCUUAUGCAACUACUGCUGUUUUUAACAUUUAUGAAGAAAGUGAAAUAUAUUCUUCUUUUAAUCUGUUUUAAUGAAAAUUUUAGAAUUUUGCUUUAGUUUCAAAUGCAGAUGUUUCCAAUGCAUAAAGUUAAAAGACAAACUGAUUUUUUUCCUAUUUAACAAUUACAUACAUUGUGCUCGUACUUCUUAUAAAGUUUUAAUUUCAGAAAUUUUUUCUUGAUUUAUCUGUAAAAACAUGCUUUUCCUUGAAAUUUCUCACAGAAUUGAAUUAUAGUUUCAAAGUGAAAAAUUGAUUGAUUCUUAAUAAUAUAAUUACAUAAAAUAAUAUCUUUAUGUUUUUUUCCAUGUCAAAAUGUUAGUGAAAUAGCUUUUAUUUGAAAUAUUCUUUUACCAUUAAUUUUUUCCAAAGAAAAAUUCACGCAUUAUACUUCUUAAACUGUUGUUUUCAAUUUAUGCAGAAAAUAACUGUAGUUAUCAUAGUUAUUUACUUUUUAACUUUAUUUUCGAAACAAUUCACCAUUUUUAGUAAUGUUUAUCUUUAAAAGAUAAAAUGUAAAACAUAAAUGUUUUUUGUACAUGCUCAUCACAUUACACAAAGGGAAUAAUUUAAGGGAAAAGAAUAAAUAUUCAUUAAAAAAUAGACAUAUAUAUUUUGAUUCAAGGUUUUUGUUAUAACUUUUAAAAUUUUAAUCAAACUUUGUUACGUUUCAUAAGAAAAGUUUUGUUUUCUACAUUCUUUAUCUUUUCUUUUUUCAAAGAUGAAAAAAUUCAAUGAAAUUUAUGUUAUUUUCAGUAACUUAUUUUAUUAUUUUUCAAUAUUACUGGGGUUACAAUGGAGGUCUAGUUCAAUUUACUUUUCUUAUUAUAAAGCCUUUAUUUUAUUUCUUAUGAUUGUAAAAUUAAGCUCUUGCCUGAGAUUAUUUGCAUUAUUUUUAGAAAAUGCUAUAUUGUAUAAAUAUGAUUCAAGAAUUGUCGUAUUAUUUCUCACUUUUCUUUACAUAUCACUUUUUUUCUCUGAAAAUAGUUUGAAUACCUAUCUAAACUUUAAGUUCAAGCUUUUAUAUUUUCUUUAAUGCCUUCGAUACAUAAAUUACAGUGUGCUUGCAAUAACACCCAUCUGUUACAAAGUCACACUUUUACUGGGGCAAAAGGAAAAACACUACUUUUGAAACUCCCACUGAAAAAUGUUUAUGAUUCACUUUCAUCUCCCUUGUUGUUGCACUUUUUGCAUUUUAAAGAUCAAAAAAUAGCUUCUCAUCAAACUAAGUCAAAUUAAAUUAUAAAGUAAAGUUAUUGUUAUUUCAUAUACCAAUGCUGUUUAAUUCUUAAUGUUUUAAAUACUUAAUUUUUUAUCAAAACUUAAUCCGAUAAAUUAUAUACAUAAAACUCGUGUUAAUACUAUUGAGUGUCUUGUUGCAUUUUGAACAAAGAGAGUGUUUUACCCUUUUAAUGUGCCAUUUCUUUCUGUCAAUAAGAUGAGAAAUAACUCAGAAUGUGCAAAAGACAUUUUAGUAUCACCCCAAACAGUUCAAACAACAAUGUUAUGAUGAAUCAGUUAUACAGUGUAACUAAUGUUCUUCUUUUAAGCCUCACAAAGCAGGUGUUAAUAUACUUUAUACCAUCAUGGCAAAAGUUUUGUUUUAAUAACUUUUUUUUUUUUUUAACUUCAGUUUUUUUUUUGUUUUUUUUUCAACACAUUUUUAUUGGCCUUUUUUUAUAUCCACAUUUUUAAUAAAGAUUGCUAGGUUUAAAAUUUUGAAAAAUAAUUGAAAUUGUGAAAAACAUUUUUGGUAGGUCACAUGGAAAGCAAGAAAACCAAAAAUCUUUCCUCUGUUUUGAACAACAGCGUUAAACUAAAUUUUAAUUUAGUCAACGGGAACUAAAAAUUCUUUGUUGUUGUAAAAUAAUAAAAAUAUUUAAAAUGAGAGUUUGGCACUAUUUAAUUCAUCUAUUGAAAGUGGAUUCACUGUCAAUAAUGAUUAAAUAAUGUUGAUGCACAAACACCACAUUUAAAUUUAUUUCUGUCUUACUCUCAUUUUUUGUGUUCUCCUGUAAACACUAUAAACAACUGAGGGGGAGAAACCCCUCAAUGUUGUCAGAUACCUUUUAAUUGUGUUGCCAUAAGUAAAAGGUAUCUGAUAAUUAUGAGCCAUAAACAAUGUCACUAUUUAUAGCAAAUUACGUUUUUCUGUAAAAAUAUUCUUUUGUAUCUUUGUGACAGAAACCUUAGUUAGGAACAAUUUUUAUAACUUAACAUAGGCAUUGGUAUUUGAAAUGAUUAGAUGACUCCUUCUAUUUCUUUAAUUUCUGCAUUUACAAUUUUAUCUAUGUGCAAUUAUCAUGUUUAUGCAAUUUGUAUAAAAAUGCUAUGUUUUAUUCAAAUAGUUGAGUCACAAUUGUAUUUUACCUGAUUAAAUCAAAAAACUCAUAUGCAGAAGGUUAAACAUUUUUGUAAAUAUUUUAUGAUCAAACUUCUGCUAUAUAUGUGUACUGUACAAUUUUAAAAAGAAGUAAUUCAAUUUAUGUUAUUUAUUUUUAAACAUUGAGAUAAUGAGUCAAUGUUUUUAUUUACUUGGUUGCUUGCAAAUAAUACCGAAGGGAAGAGGUGGGGUAUAAGGCUCAUAAUCAUCAAUGAAGCAGUAUAUAUAUGUUAUAACUGACAUCUCUGCCUUCACAUAUAAUACAUAUUUUCAUUAUACAAAUGCUUGCCACUUAAAUCAUAUUUGCAGUCAAUCAAUUACAAAAAACAUUGAUUGCAUAAAUCAGUAAUUACAAUGAAACUAGUCAUUUUGCUCAAACCUUUUUAUCAACACUAUUGAACUCAAGGAGAAAUAAUAUUUAUGUUUAUAUAUAUAUAUAUAUAUAAAGCUUGUUUUUAAUAAAAUUGUUAGUUGACAAUUAAUAAUUUAACUGAUUAGUAACAAUGUUUUAAGUUAGCCGAACUCAAAUUUGAGCAUGUCUGAAUCAAAGCUUGGUUGAUGGAAACAUUUGGUCAGAUGUUUUUAACUGGAACAUAUAUAAAGUAUGCUUUUAUUAAGAGCCUCAUUGUGCAAAUUCAUAACAAUUAAAUAUACUAGUCAUUUUAGUCUGAAAUUUUUAUUAUUAGCAAAAAAUGCCUGGAAACUUUUAUUUCUUAUAUUGUGUAUUAUAAGUUUACUUUUAUUAUAAAAAAACGACCUUUUUUGAUAAGAAAUGCAUUUUUAUUAAUGGAGAAACUAGGGGUUUAAUAUAUGUUUAAAAAGUUUAUUGAUUAAUAAAUUUGGUUAUUUGUACGUAUCAUUUUUUUAUUUUCCUCAAAAGACUUUGGAAGGGAAAAAAAUGCUUUAUUAGUAAUUGCAUUUGAAAUUCAUCCUCUUAAAGUAAGGCUGUAACUACUUUACAAUCUUUUCAACAAGUUU